AUGAGGGAACAAGUUAUGUCAAUGAAGAGAGCCAGAAUUAAGACAUCCCAAAUUUGGAAUUACAUGGUAGAAGUUCAUGAUGGUUGGGAAAAUGUGGGAUGUAUCAAAGAUGACUUGUACAAGGGAAUUUGUAAAAAAUAUUCAACUUGGGAUGAUUGUGACACGUCCAUAGCAAUGGGUUAUCUCGAAGCAAAAAAAGGGUCGGACAACAUGUUUUUCUACAAGUAUGAUGUAGAUAAAAAAAAUAGAUUGAAAAAUUUAUUCUGGUCUGACAGGACUUCCCAGGUUGAUUACCAAUUAUUUGGUGAUUGUUUGGCUUUUGAUUCUACUUACAAAACCAAUAGGUACGGAAAGCCAUUAGUAAUAUUACUUGGGUCUAAUAAUCAUGACAAAACGUGUGUGUUUGGAGCUGCACUUCUUGAUAAUGAGACUUCGACCACAUAUGAUUGGCAUGUACACAAUAUAGCAUUCCAUCAAGAAUUGAAGAAAUUUAUUUUCAGGUAUUACAAGGAGGAAGAAUGGGAGGAUAAUUGGAAAGUGACUGUGAAGAAAUAUAGAUUGAUAGGGAAUGCAUGGGUGGAAGCACAAUAUGGCACAAGAAAGCAGUGGGCAGAUACUUUUCUUCGUGGUAUUUAUUUUGGUGGAGCUACUGCUACCGGUAGAUGCGAAUCUAUGAAUGCAUUCUUGAAAAGAGAUUUGCAAAAUAAAAUACCAUUGUGGAUGUUUAUACGACACUUUGACCAUGCUUUAUCUAUGUUACGUUACAAUGAGAUGAAAGAACACUACAAAACUAAUUUGACUGAACCAGUUUUGAACCAGACAACUAUGCCGUGUGUGGAGGAUGAAAUUUCUUCAAUUUUCACAAGGGAAAUUUUUACAAGGAUAAGAAAGGAGAUACGGCGUGGCGAUAAUUAUAUUGUCCUAAAGGAUGAUAAGAUACCAGGUUACACUCUUUGUUUGGUGAAAAAAUAUAUUGGUUCUGGAUUAAAGCGCAAAGUGUUAAUCUCCAACGAUGGGGAUGAUGUGCGAUGUGAUUGCUAUUCUCUUGAGACAAAAGGAAUUCCAUGUAGACAUAUUUUUAUUUCAUUGAAGAAUUUGGAGAGAAGAAGUUUGCCAAUUUGUUUGGUAAAUAGACGUUGGCUAAAAGAUGCUAAAGAAGUUCAACUGUUAACUCAAGGUAAUGAAAGAAAGUGUCCUCAUCCUGAAGUUAUUGAAAAUUCUAGGUACGGUGGUGUAACCACACAAACUACUAUCACGUUGUACCUUGCUACAAGAUCACGAGAAGCAUUUCAAAAGGCUAUGAAAGUUAUAUCAGAGUUGAAUGCAGAAUUGGAAAAAAUGCCACCAGAUGAAGAGUUAAAACAUCCUCAAAAUGAUGAAGGAGUAUUUCCUAAUAAUAUUUUGGACUCUCAGAUUAAAAAAACAAAAGGCAGACCAACUACAGCCAGUUUGUCGAAAUCAUUCUCUGGGGGUGCAAAGAAGAGAAAACCAAAAAAAUCGCUAUUACAUUGCAAGUAUUGUGGUGAGGUUGGACAUGAUUCAAGGAAUUGUUCUAUGCAGCCAAAGUCCACUACAAAGAAAAAUGGUCAUUCGAAGAAUAAGAAGAAAAAAAUCAAUCCAUGA
This is a messenger RNA of Humulus lupulus (European hop), 1623 nucleotides long. Its product is annotated as protein FAR1-RELATED SEQUENCE 2-like. The coding region runs from base 1 to 1623 and encodes 540 amino acids. The transcript has 4 exons. The record is from RefSeq and is a predicted model, not a curated record. Gene Ontology annotation, molecular function: zinc ion binding; nucleic acid binding. NCBI's taxonomy places the organism in Eukaryota, Viridiplantae, Streptophyta, Magnoliopsida, Rosales, Cannabaceae.